Messenger RNA from Nymphaea colorata (pocket water lily), 1573 nucleotides. Its product is annotated as F-box protein At5g52880. The record is from RefSeq and is a predicted model, not a curated record. Gene Ontology annotation, molecular function: protein binding. The transcript has 7 exons. Bases 423 to 1325 code for a protein of 300 amino acids. Lineage: Eukaryota; Viridiplantae; Streptophyta; Magnoliopsida; Nymphaeales; Nymphaeaceae.
UUAACGUGUCCCGACCCUUCCUUUAUGCCGCACCGCGAGGGUUAAUACGGUGAUUCAGAGCUUCAGACCCAAAACGAGGGCUAUUGGAGGCCAGACAACUGCCGCCCUGCUUCCCAACGAGAACAGAGGAGAUGCGGGCGAGGGGAGCAGCAGCAGCAGAAUAGGAGAAUUUUCCGAGAGGGAUUUCUCUGUGUGAGGGUAGAGAAUUUGCAGUUCUGUGCGGAGGGAUUUCUCUAUCUAUUUGCGCGAGGCUUGGAGGCUGUAAUCGAAUCGGACAUAAAAACUUCUUCAGAGGAAGGGAAAGCAAAAGAAAGAUAAAUGUAAAUCCAAUCCCUUUAAAAUUGGAGAAAUUGAGACAGGCAUAAGGAAAAUCGUGGGGGAGGGAGGAGAGGAGGUUGUUGGACAGACUGCUGACUAUACGGAUGUUGGAGAGGUACAAGGGGAUAGGGGUGAAGGACGGUCUGUCGAGAGGCGUCGACUACCCGUGGGCGUGCAAGGAGCUGUCCUUCAUCCUUAGGGACGUCUUCCCCAAUGCCUCCAAGCCCCUCCGAGAGCUCAUCUUUCACGACACUCUCUCCGCUUUCCGCUUCCUUCCCCAAGUGCACACAAGCCGGGGAAUAUCAUCAGCUAGCCUUCUUCUCCAAGCGGCAGAGGCAGUGUUGCCAAAGCAGAAAAGAGCAUUAACUGCUAGUGAGUAUAAACAUGCGGUAGUUGCAUGUAAAAGGCGUUCUAAACAUCAGAAUGAUGAAGAAGGCCCAUUGUCACUGCCUCACGAUGUUCUUGUCCAUAUCUUCACCUUCCUUGAUAUACGGUCUCUGGCUACAGUUGGUUUAGUGUGCCAGUCUUGGUACUCUGCUGCAAAUGAGGAUAAAUUAUGGAAGGCACAAUACAGUCUUCUUUUUGGAGACCAUGAAAGGCUUCACGGAAGUAAUGGACAAGGGAUGUGUUCGUUGGACCAGCAUCAAGAUGAGAAAUUAGUUCAUCAUACUGCAGAUUUUGAUUGGAAAGAUGUUUUUAAGAAGGUAUUUGUAGGCAAAUCAGCUAGAAAGCUUGUGUCAAGCAGGGGAUACUGUCCACAGUGCAAGUCAGUGAUCUGGCUCAGCAACAUAGCAAGGACUGGAAUACAUUGUGAAUUGGAUCUUGGAAGCCACCGGUCAAAAGUCAAGCCUAUAUCACCUAAUCAGGUUGUAGAUUACCUCCUUGGGGAGUCCCUAUCUGAAAGCUCAUCUUCCGAGAGCGACGGUGAUUCAGAAGAGACUCUCUUUGCAGAUGUCAGACUGCCCAAGUUAUGGGCCUACCCGAGGCACAUUGCUGAGAGCUGGUAGCCCUUUGUCCUCGUCGAUUUUUUGAAGAGGUUAUAUGUAAAAUUGGUUAUAUACUUAGAUUCUUUGCUAGUGAGUGGGGCGGAGAAGCUGCUGUAUGCACCAGUGCAGCUUUGUGCUAUUUCACCUGGGCACAAUCCCAAGAAAAUGGCCGUUGUGUUUACUGUAUGUCUCUAUGAUUAUCUAUGAUUGCUACUUUUUCCUUUGAAGUCCUUGAACAACCCAAUACACCACGCAGCCACUUAGUUGCA